AAGAGUAGAUAUAAAGAGCAGAAACUGCCUCCUGUGGUGACCCUCAGGCUGAACAGCACUGGACUAGAUAACAUGUGGGGCAUCUUUUGAUGUCGUAAGUCUCAAUAGGGGACAACCCUUAUUCCUUCCUGCUUUCUUGUAUGAGGCAGAGCUUAAGUCGCCAUCCUCACCCAUCAAAGAAAGACCCUGAUCUUCACAGGGAUACCCUCUUCCAUAGCCUUGUGUCCAGUGAUAUAAAGUACAUGGAGCCAAGAAACAAUACGCACAUUUUAGAAUUUUUUCUAUUGGGAUUUUCACAGGACCCAAGCCUGCAACCUGUUAUAUGUGGCCUUUUCCUCUCUAUGUACUUGAUCACUGUAGCUGGAAACGUGCUCAUUAUUCUCACCAUCAUCUCAGAUGCCAAUUUGCACACACCCAUGUACUUUUUUCUCUCUAACCUGUCAUUUGUGGAUAUCUGCUUUACUUCAACCACUGUCCCAAAGAUGCUUGUGAAUAUUCAAACAGAGAGAAAAUCCAUUAGCUAUGCAGAUUGCAUCACCCAGAUGUACUUUUUUCUGAUUUUUGUGGAAUUGGACAACUUCCUCCUGGCUGUAAUGGCCUAUGACCGUUAUGUGGCCAUCUGUCAUCCACUGCAUUACACUGGCAUCAUGAACCGCAGACUCUGUGGGUUUUUGGUUCUUGUAUGCUGGAUUGUGAGUGUUUUACAUGCCUUGUUACAAAGCAUGAUGGUGUUGCGGCUGUCCUUCUGCACAGACUUGGAAAUCCCACACUUCUUCUGUGAGUUGAAUCAGGUGGCACAGUUAACCUGUUCUGACACUUUUCUCAAUGAUGUGGUCAUGUAUUUUGCACUUGUGCUAUUGGCCAUUGUUCCUCUGUUUGGCAUCCUUUACUCUUACUCUAAGAUAGUGUCCUCCAUACGUGCAAUCUCCACAGUUCAGGGGAAGUACAAAGCAUUUUCCACCUGCGCAUCUCAUCUUUCCAUUGUCUCCUUAUUUUACUGCACUGGUCUAGGAGUAUACCUCAGUUCUGCAGUAAGCCACAGCUCACAAGCAAGUGCAGCAGCUUCAGUGAUGUACACAGUGGUGACUCCCAUGCUAAACCCCUUCAUCUACAGCCUGAGGAAUAAAGAUGUAAAAGGAGCCCUGAAGAGGCUCUUAGGAGUAAAACUAUGA
This is a messenger RNA of Arvicanthis niloticus (Nile rat), 1172 nucleotides long. NCBI's taxonomy places the organism in Eukaryota, Metazoa, Chordata, Mammalia, Rodentia, Muridae. The record is from RefSeq and is a predicted model, not a curated record.